Macadamia integrifolia is the source of this 918-nucleotide messenger RNA. RefSeq lists its product as uncharacterized. NCBI's taxonomy places the organism in Eukaryota, Viridiplantae, Streptophyta, Magnoliopsida, Proteales, Proteaceae. Bases 1 to 918 code for a protein of 305 amino acids. The transcript has 3 exons. The record is from RefSeq and is a predicted model, not a curated record.
AUGGAGGAGAUCCAGACUGAAAUUGUAAGAGAUGGGAUAAGCGACUUAAUUUAUACCAAAGAAGCUGAUGCAAAGACCAGAUUCCUGAAGGCCAUGCAAAAUUAUGAGAAAUUGUGGGCUGAAAAAUCUCGUUCUAGAUGGAGGGAUCAAGGAGAUAGAUGCUCAAAACUUUUUCACAUCUCAGUGAAGAUUCGGCGAAUGAAGAACUCCAUUAAAUCUCCGAAGAUGGUUGAUGGGACCCUGAUCUCUGAUAAAGAGCAGAUCAAGGAAUACGUCACGGGAUAUUAUGAGCAUUUUCACAAAGGUACUCCCCUUACCAAUCAUAUGGAUUUAUUGCAAUGCAUUCCAAAUGUUUUAGAAGAAUGGGAUAGAGGUCGAUUAGAUGGUAUUCCCUCUGACACUGAGAUCAAGAGUGCAGUGUGGGAUCUUGAUCCAGAUAGUGCUCCUGGUCCAAAUGGAUUUCCUGGAGCUUUUUAUAAAUCAUGUUGGGACAUCAUAUCUUCAGAUGUGUGCAAGGCUAUCAGGUGGUUUUUCAGAACCGGUUUCAUGCCUUAUGGAAUUAAUAAUAAUUUCCUGAUCCUUGUUUCUGCCAGAAUAUCAAUUCUUCUAAAUGGUGGCCUUGUUGGAUACUUUGGUGUGGAGAAGGGUUUGAGACAAGGAGAUCCGAUCUCGCCAAUGCUGUUUAUAAUUGCUGAAGAGGUUCUUUGUAGAGGCUUAUCUGAGCUCCUAGACAAUAAUAGCAUUAAAGCUCUAUCGGGUCCUCGUGGUGCUAUUAUCCGUACACAUAUUCUAUUUGCUGAUGAUGUAUUUAUCUUCUCAAAUGCAUCCAUCAGCGAAAAAAAAGCGAAGGACUCUAGUGAUGACGUGGAGGGGUCUGAUUCUGGUUUUGAAUCAGAAUUAGAAUCUGAUUCAGACUAG